This is a messenger RNA of Vicia faba (fava bean), 918 nucleotides long. The record is from the annotation of a GenBank genome assembly. Lineage: Eukaryota; Viridiplantae; Streptophyta; Magnoliopsida; Fabales; Fabaceae.
AUGUGCAUUCCACUACUUCCACUACUUUUUCAAUCUACGACGUCCUUCACUUCGUGGAAAGAAAUCAUUGAUUUCCAUCUUCAACCGCCAUGGCCAUACAAUUCAUCCUCAUUUGCUGCAAUCCCAUUGACAAUAGUAGCAGCUGCUUAUUGCAUCCUCUUUUCCUACGUCGCUUCUGCUGGACUUGGAUUUCUGCAAUUCUUCAAUCUAAACAGCAACCAAUCAAUGGUCAUCGUCAGCUUUUCUCUCUUCAUCGGUCAAUGUGUUCCACAGUAUUUCAAUGAAUAUUUGGCCCUAUCUAGACAUGGCACAGUCACCGGCUCUUCUUCGUUCAACAAUAUAGUGCAAGUGAUUUUCUCAUCUCCAGCAACUGUGGAAAUUAUGCUCUGUAAGAUCGACAAGUCAGGUUGCUUGUCUGGAAAAUCAGUCGAUAAUGAAGUUGAAUCCUUAGAAAGUCCUCUCGCUGAUAGUAUACUUAAUAAAAAUGCGGAACUUUUAUUAUUCGAAGAACAUCUUGAUACUAAUUUAGUUGGAGGGAUUUAUGAUUUAUAUUCCAUAUAUUCCUUUCCGGGAAAAGUUAGAAGAAAUAAUUCCGAAGGAAGCAGGAGCCAAAUGGGUUCUUCCUUCACACACUUACCCAUGCUUCAGUUGAUAUUUUAUGGAUUUGUUGUGGGUAGAGAUGGUAGAAGUUUUGUGUUUCUUUCUCUUGUGCACAAAUGGACGGCGAGAGGCUUUUGUGUCAAAAAUGGAUUUGCUUUGAUUAGACCUCCUGAUUAUCAUGCCGCUCAGGCUGGAGCGGCUAGGAAAGUGCUAAUUUUAGAUUGGUUUGAAGAUUUCAUAGAAGUGUUGAACUGGAGAAAUUCUUGUGUGUUGAAUUAUCAGCAACAAAUGAUAUCGAAGCUUUCAAAACCGAAGUAG